Messenger RNA from Archocentrus centrarchus (flier cichlid), 1381 nucleotides. RefSeq names its product cytochrome P450 2J2-like. Gene Ontology annotation, biological process: xenobiotic metabolic process. The transcript is spliced from 6 exons. Gene Ontology annotation, molecular function: oxidoreductase activity, acting on paired donors, with incorporation or reduction of molecular oxygen, reduced flavin or flavoprotein as one donor, and incorporation of one atom of oxygen; iron ion binding; heme binding. NCBI's taxonomy places the organism in Eukaryota, Metazoa, Chordata, Actinopteri, Cichliformes, Cichlidae. The record is from RefSeq and is a predicted model, not a curated record. Bases 95 to 1117 code for a protein of 340 amino acids. Gene Ontology annotation, cellular component: intracellular membrane-bounded organelle; cytoplasm.
UUGGCUUAUGAGUAACAGAAUAGUCUGUCCAUAUAUCUGAUUGCAGUUUCAUGGUGGCAGCACAGCUAAAACACUUGCCUUAAGAACUGAAGAAAUGGAGACAUUAAGCAGCAUUCUUGGCUUGGAGUGGAUAGACGGCGGGAGCAUUUUAAUUUUUUUGUUGGUUCUCCUGCUGUUCGCUGAUAUUUUGAAGAACAGAGCGCCAAAAAACUUUCCUCCCGGACCGUGGGCUCUUCCGUUUUUAGGACAUUAUCAUCGCAUCAGACCUGACAGAAUUCACCUGCAGAUCAUGGAGAUGUACAACAUAAUGCCCUGGCUGAUGAAUUGGCUGCCUGGACCUCAUAAGAAGAUGUUCACUCUGGUACAACAGAUAAAUGACUUCAUAGAAAUCAGGAUCAGAGAACACAAAGAAAACCUUAACCCAGCAUUACCAAGAGACUAUAUUGAUGCCUUUCUGAUAGAGAUGGGAAAGAAUGAGAACAAGAAUUCAAGUUUUGCUCUCAGCAACUUACGCGCUUGCACCAUGGACCUGUUUUUUGCUGGAACUGAAACUACUACCAUGACUUUACUCUGGGGGCUGCUUUACAUGAUCUAUUACCCUGACAUACAAGAGAGAGUCCAGGCUGAGAUCGAUGCUGUGGUCGGUUCAUCCAGACAGCCCUCUAUGAGUGACAGAGAAAACAUGCCCUAUACUGAUGCUGUUAUUCAUGAGAUACAGAGAAUGGCCAACAUCGUCCCCCUCAACGUGGCUCGUAUGGCAACCAAGGACACUACAGUGGAUAAGUACACAAUCCCAAAGGGCACCAUGAUCCUGGCUACCCUGGAUUCAGUCCUACACGAUGAGUCGAUGUGGGAAACUCCACACUCUUUCAACCCUCAACACUUUCUGGACAGGGAUGGUAAAUUUCGCAAGAGAGACGCCUUCCUUCCAUUUUCUGCAGGUAAGCGUGUGUGUCUUGGAGAAGAGCUGGCCCGGAUGGAGUUAUUUUUGUUUUUCACCUCCAUCCUUCAAAGGUUCUCUCUGUCACCACCUGCUGGAGAGCAGCCCAGUCUGGAGUUUCGGAUGGGAGGCACCCGUUGUCCCAAACCUUACCGCCUCUGUGCUGUAACACGUUGAUACAUCAGCUGCCUCAACCCGAUUAUGUCUUUUUCUCGGCACAAUGAAUUACUGUCUUCCAUCACAUUUGUCAUAUAAUGCAUUAUAUAUAUCUGCCAUACUAUUUUCAUCCUAUAGCAUCAGUAACAAACAGUUUUCUUCAUUUUACCCUGGAGACCAAAAACUAGUAAAAUUAAGUGAGGCGAAAAGGAUAAAUGACAUUAUUUCACCACAUUCCAAUCUGAUCGAUGUGCACAAUUAAAUCAAGUUAAUUCAAAAGACUUU